AUGCACCCUGAAUUCCAGGAUGAGGACAUCAUGGCCUUGUUCGAGGAAGAGAAGGAGCAUGAAGAUAGGGAUAAGUGGAUCGUGUGGUUCGAUGGCGCAUUCAACGCCUUAGGCCAUGGAGUUGGGGCAGUUUUGGUCACUCCCGACAAUCAAUGCAUACCCUUGACGGCAAGGUUAGUCUUCAAUUGCACGAAUAACAUGGCUGAAUAUGAGGCAUGCGCCCUUGGGAUCCAAGCAGCAAUUAACCUCAACGUCAAAUUGCUCAAGAAACUGAUACCUUAUCAGGCCUACAUCAAGAAACUGAUGCAUUUCUUCGAUGAUAUCUCCUUCCACCACAUUCCCAGAGAGGAGAAUCAAAUGGCUGAUGCGCUUGCUACUCUAGCAUCCAUGUUUCAGCUAACCCCGCAUGCAGACUUGUCAUAUAUCGAGUUUAGAUGCAGCAAGCCCGCACAUUGCUACUUGAUAGAAGAGGAGCAAGAUGGUAAACCGUGGUACUUUGACAUUAAGCGAUACGUCGAGGACAAGGAGUAA
Molecule: messenger RNA, 531 nt
Organism: Glycine soja
Lineage: Eukaryota; Viridiplantae; Streptophyta; Magnoliopsida; Fabales; Fabaceae
Exons: 1
Coding region: 1-531 (176 amino acids)
Molecular function (GO): nucleic acid binding; RNA-DNA hybrid ribonuclease activity
Source: RefSeq, a predicted model, not a curated record